This is a messenger RNA of Daphnia magna, 978 nucleotides long. RefSeq lists its product as uncharacterized. The transcript has 3 exons. Bases 1 to 978 code for a protein of 325 amino acids. Gene Ontology annotation, molecular function: nucleic acid binding. The record is from RefSeq and is a predicted model, not a curated record. Lineage: Eukaryota; Metazoa; Arthropoda; Branchiopoda; Diplostraca; Daphniidae.
AUGUGGGAUUGGACUAUUUCGUCCCAUGCAACAUCACCAUUUAUCGCCGCAAAAGCGGUACACUUGGAAGUUGCAGCCUCACUUGACUUAUCGUCUUUUUUGAUCGCCUUUGCUUCGUUCACCGCCCGUAGAGGUCGCCCGUCAGUCGUGUAUAGCGACAAUGAAAUUCAAAUUGUUGCUGGGGACAAGGCAAUCCAACAAGGCAUCGAGCGUCUCAAGGAGCAGAAUAUAGUUGGUCAAACGGUGAAACAAGAAAUCGAAUGGCAUAUCUCACCACCAUUAGCGCCGCACUUCGGCGGAGUUUGGGAAAGUCUUGUUAAAUCGGCAAAGGUGGCUCUGGAAGCCAUCGGGGAAUCGCGUCCGCUUACUGAAGAAUUACUGCGUGGUUUUGUGAUUCAAGCCGAAUCACUACUGAAUGGGACUUACUUCAGCGUGGACCCUCGAGAUCCAGAACCACUUACCCCUAAUCAUUUCUUGUUAGCGCAGAGCUCGCAAAAUUCCGAAGACGACUUCAUUGAGGACGAAAAAUUAUGUUCUCGGAAACACUGGGAAGCUAUGCAAGUGAUGACGACACACUUAUGGCGCCGAUGGCUUCAAGAGUAUCUUCCCACACUCACUGACCGUCGAAAAUGGCUUUUCGAUAAGAAAAAUUUGGCUGUGGAAGUACCGUGCUCGUGGUGGCCCCGAAUUCUCACUAGAGGACAUUGGCCUGUUGGUCGCAUCCAUAGAUCUAAUCAUCCAAAUUAUGUUCUUAAGAAAAGGAACAUAAACACAAAUGCCUCUGAUCUCCAAAUAAUGGAUAUCCCGAUUGCUUCUACACAAGACCAAAACAUGGCUUCUGCAGGAGAAAUCAACAACGAUUCUGAUGUGAAUCGUGAUGACGAUAGUGAAAAGGAAGAACGGGAGGAAUAUGAAGAAUUUGAAGAAGAUGAACAAUAUAUCAACGUUGAUGUAAAUGUAAAGAAUCGAGAUCUCUGA